Symbiodinium pilosum is the source of this 1866-nucleotide messenger RNA. Lineage: Eukaryota; Dinophyceae; Suessiales; Symbiodiniaceae. The record is from the annotation of a GenBank genome assembly.
AUGAAGUCUGCCGUGUUGCGCCGGUCUCCGGCAUUGCUCCCUGCAGCCUUGGCCGUCGCGGCCUGUUGCCUGGUGGCGCGGUUUUCCGCACAGGUGCUGGGCUUCGUUCCCUCAGCGCCCUCGGUGUCCUCGUCUCUGCGCACGCGAGUCGCGCCCCGCGUGGCCUUGGCUGCGUCUAUGCGCGACAGCGAGGGCAACAAAGUUCGGGAGCCAAAGACUUUCGAUGCAUCCGACGCAUCCAGCGUAGCCCGCACUGUCACUGUGGAGUACAAGAAGAGACCCUUUGGCGUGCUCGCAUACGCCCCGAGCACAAACGGCAAAGGAGCCAUGAUCUGGAACAUGAACGAGAACUCCCGGUAUCCGGGUGACCCACAGGGCCAAGCGUGGACGGGUGGUGCGAAGCAGUACAUGGCAGUGAAGUCCAUCGCAGGCCAAGAUGUGAGCACCUGGGACUUCUGGGACAUCCUCGAUUUGUUGGAUGACAAGAUCCUGGACAACUCCGCAGGUAUUUUCCAGUCGAGUGGCAGUGGCGCCAUGGGCAACAAGCCUGCUGAGCUGCCUGUGACGGUUGAGUACGCAGAGUUCAGCUCCAUUGGCGCUGCUGCGCCGGCUGCACCUGCAGCUGCGGGCAGCUCCGAGCAGUUUGUGGACACCAGGGACGAGCGGUUCAAGGAUCUCCCAAAGGAUGCUACUAUCAAGGAGUACAAGAUUCCUGUGGCACCGCCUACCUAUACCAGCAGCGUUGUGGAGGGCUUGCGAAGCGUCGUAGCCUCCAUGCCGGAGCCCACAGGCCACGCUGGGCCCAGAUAUCAAGGAAAGGCUUCACUGAACGAGGCCAGCAUUAGACAAAUGUUGGCCCAGUUCAAGACCGGCCAAAUUCUGCCCAUGAAGGAUGCCUACCAACUCGCCAUUGAUGCAUUCGACAUCUUGGUGAAGGAGAAGACACUGGGCAGAGUGAAUGUACCCGUGGGCAAGAAGGUCACUGUGGUUGGUGAUCUCCACGGCCAGCUGUUUGAUUUCGAUCACAUGCUGAGCUUGGCGGGCUUCCCAUCGCCCGACAAUCAGUUCCUCUUCAACGGUGACUUCGUGGACCGCGGUCCCUGGAGUGUGGAAGUGAUCUUCACAAUCUUGGCCUUCAAGGUGUGGCAGCCGAACGGCGUCUACAUGAACCGCGGAAACCAUGAGGCUGAGAUGGCCAACCAUUUCUACGGUUUCUUCGGAGAGCUGGAGGUGAAGUAUGAGAAGCGUAUGAUUGAUCUCUUCGCAGAAAUCUUCCGGGCCACGCCCCUGUGCCACGUCAUCAAUGACGAGGUCUUUGUGGUUCAUGGAGGAAUCCCUGGCCCAGAUCCCCGCGUGUGGUGGAAGGGGAUGGACAACCAGAUCAGCUUCGACGGACGGCAGAUCCAGAUCAGCCUUGCUGAGAUCGAGAACUCCAACCGCUUCAUGGAGCCCAACCCAGAUGAGAACCCCCUUAUGGUGGAUCUCCUCUGGUCUGAUCCCAAGGGCAAGGACGGCUAUGGCCCAUCCGGGCGCAUGUCCUCAGGCAUCUACUUGUUCGGCCCUGAUGUCUCGCGCAACUUCAUGCAGUUUAACAACCUGAAGAUGACCCUGCGGUCCCAUGAAGUCAAGGCCCAGGGCUACCGCUUCGACCACGAGGGCGCGUAUCCGCUGAUCACAGUCUUUUCAGCACCGAAUUACGUAGACAAGGCUGGAAAUAUGGCGUCCGUUGCCGUGCUGACAAAUGAUGGCACCAAGAUGGCGGGCCCCGAGUUUGUUCAGUACUCUGCGCAGCCGCACCCAGAUGUGCCAUCUGGAGCCUACGCCGUGGGUGGUCCGCUCCACCCGGAGAACGCUGCGGCGCGGUAG